This is a messenger RNA of Photinus pyralis (common eastern firefly), 690 nucleotides long. RefSeq lists its product as uncharacterized. The coding region runs from base 162 to 611 and encodes 149 amino acids. The record is from RefSeq and is a predicted model, not a curated record. Lineage: Eukaryota; Metazoa; Arthropoda; Insecta; Coleoptera; Lampyridae. The transcript is spliced from 2 exons.
GGGGACCUUCUUCGAGGGAUCUCACCUGGACGUCCCAAUCGUGUGUCGAUUCGUUGCGUGCUGGCUCAUGGUUCACCAUCCGAAGAAGAGGUUUAUCAUGGAAGAGCUGCAAGUUUCGUCCAGGACCUUCGUCGACUGGAGCAGUUUCUGUCGAGGUAUGUAUGGAUUAUUUAACACGUCGUUCUGUUCUUUUAGGUGGAGAAGGAGUAACCGUCGAGACCGACGAAGCGAAGAUCGGCAAGAGGAAGUACAACCGUGGGAGAAGAAUCGAGGACCAGUGGAUCUUCGGAGAUUACGAGCGAGGCUCGGGCAACGUUUUCAUCCUUCCAGUUCCGGAUCGAACCACGGAUACCUUGCUUGAGCUUAUACGAGAGCACAUACGACCUGGCACCACAAUCAUUUCCGAUUGUUGGUGCUCUUACCAGUGUUUAGGUACCGAAGGCUUUCGUCACCUCACUGUUAACCACAGCUUGACCUUCAUGGAUCCCGACACAGGCGCGCACACCCAAAAUAUCGAGAGGCUGUGGAGAGACGUGCGAGGAGGAAUUCCAGGGAGGCGCAUAUGUCAGGGUAUCUUGCGGAAUUCUUCCUCGAACUCGCCUUAUUCAUGAAUUCAUGCGAGCUGCUGCCGACCUCUAUCCACCUUCCCCUGUUCCUAUCGGAGAAGAUCCCGAGGAACCAGUGGCAGGA